Topomyia yanbarensis is the source of this 3914-nucleotide messenger RNA. RefSeq lists its product as uncharacterized. Bases 1059 to 2240 code for a protein of 393 amino acids. Lineage: Eukaryota; Metazoa; Arthropoda; Insecta; Diptera; Culicidae. The transcript has 4 exons. The record is from RefSeq and is a predicted model, not a curated record.
GUAGAGUGGUCGUGCUUCUUUUUUGGGUCCUCCACAGACGCAUCUAGGAGAAAUAUCAGACCCCCACAGAAAUCGCCUGCUUGUUUGGUUCACUCAACGAGCUAACCAGUGAACGGUACACAUUACGUUAGCAUUUCUGAGCAAUUUGUGUGAACCUGUUUAAACGAUUUUUAAAUACCAACUACCAAUGAGCACUACGGUAUGUUUUCGGCUGUUCUUCGCCUAGGUGUUCAGCUACUAUUUUAGAAUCAAUCGAAAAGAAAGAGUAAUUACAGCUGAUUUUGAAAAUAAGAGAAAAAAAACGAGAGUUGAAAGUUUUAUUAAACUUUCAUUCCCCGGUGAAAUAGAUAGAUCAAUCCAGAUCAAACAUUCUUAAGUGCUAUACAUAUAUUUUAGUUUGAUUUCCGAGGUACUGUUGUGUUUCUUUGGUUUCUGAAAGCACCCAGAAUAUCUGAAUCCGUACAUGUGUGUAGUGAUUGUUUUUCUUCUGGGGGCUUUGUUAUGUGAGUGAAUGCUAUUCUUUCUACGAUAAUAAUAAACAUAACGCGAGCGCUAAAAGUGUAAGAUUUGAAGAAGAUACAGUUCGUGUGGUAUUUUUGUAAUUUAUCUUGAUAAAUCUUAAAUGAUCAAAAUAGCUGUUUGGGAACUGACAGGCUGAUUGUUUCAACACCGAUACACAGCGAAGAAGACACAGGAAAGUUUCGUCUGAGGCAGAAGCGAACACCGUGCGGCGCAAGAUUUAAGAGCUGAUAAUUUCCAUAUCAUUUGAAGGAUUCUGGCGAACGGGUGAUAACUAACAGCAGAUAAAUACAUAGCGCAAAAAAGGUUUUUAUGCAGAGCAAACAUAACAACACCUGAACAAGGUGUUUCUGUGAAAAGUUUGACCAACAUCUUCUACGCAUAAGUGCUACAGCGGGUCUCUUCGACGUGGGAUUAUAGAAGCUAACCGGACAGUACUUUUCCAACAUAUCAUUACGGAACUAUACUUCGGACGUUCUUGCUGAAACGUAACUAGAACCGGUGUCAGCCCCUGCUGCUGUCGCCCUUCACCACAUAUAAUGAUGAGUCGAUUUAUCGUAAUCAGCCUUAUCGUGUACUUGCUACACAACACGGUGGCUGCACCAGUAGAGCGGUCGCAGCUUCUUUCGUCCAUUCAGGAUAUCCAGCGGAAGUAUGCCUCACUUGAGAAUGAAGAAACUCUCUCCAAAGAAAAGAAUGGAAAUGAACUGGAAAACGUCAGCGACAGUAAACCAGAAGUGGAUGUAGACAAUAUAGAAAAUAUAGAAACGAUGCUAGAAGGCGUAGGAAAUGAGCCAACCAAAGAAUCGUUGAGAAAAGCGAAGCUACUACAACCAAAGUCUUCGGAAGAUCAAACAGCGCAGGGCACAAAACGGAAGAAUAAAAUGUUUGGUUACUUCGGGUACUAUCCGCAGCCCACAUAUCCACAACCCAUGGCGUUCCCAUCAUAUUAUCCUCUGGAAUACUACGACGAUUAUUCUUCGCUUGAGAGCUACCCGCACAUAAAUCCUCUAGCCAAUCUGCAAAAUUAUCAACAGAACUUCGCCGCACUGCAGAACAUGGCAGCAUUCCAGAACUUGAACAACCUUCCAAAUGUAGCAUCAACCAGCCUUCCAAACCUUGGUAAUUUGGACAAUAAUCAAGCUGCUCAGGACUAUCAGAACUUUGGCGGUUUCCCAUCUAGCGAUAAUCUUCAAAAUAUGGAUGACGAAGAAAUCUUAUCUCGUACCAAUCAGGGAGUUCGUCGGCGUCCCAACCAGAAAAACUCCCCAAUCUAUUAUAUUCGCCUGCCGCCAACUCCAUACAUGUUUGUUCCUGGAAUUGGUUAUAUCUCGCAGCCACCGACAAUUCAGCCUUUGGCGCCAACUAUGCCGCAGUACCCUCAGUUGGCACCUCCAGUUACCAUGAGCCCGUUUUACAAUCUGCCACUCAACUUCGUGUCUAACGGCAAGCCAUCCGGCAUCUACCAGUGGAGCGGAGCGCCUUCCCCGGCACCAAUGCCCCAGCCAGCUUAUGCUCUGCCAUACCCUGGAGCUCGACCACUGCCACAUCGCCCCGCCUUCAGGCCCAAUCCGUUUGUUCAAGACUCUAAAAUCACUCACCUUAAAGGACCAUUUAUAUUCAACGGAAGACCUGAAGAAAUAUUCCUGUUACAGAAUUCGAUCAAUCCGUUCUUUCAGGCCCCUAUUAAUCCCAUCAGUCCAUAUAAUGGAUACUACUAGAAAGACAUACGCGCCGGACUUGUAUUUAUAACUUUAAAUGACAACAACAUACUAAGCAGGCAGUGUAUGUGCGUUCUAUUUGCGGUAAAGUGCUAUCGUAUCGCUAACUCAACAGGCUUUAGAAAAACUAUUGGUCGUUUGGAGUGGGAAUUUAGCAUACCUAUGUUGGAUAUCUUUGGUUGAAGGUUUGACAAUGAUUUUUGCCAUAUGAAAAUGUUAGGUUGGUACUUAAAUCAAUCUUAAUUAAUUGAGGCGAUUCGAUCCCAACUUACUUGCCUGCAAGACGUAAAAAUGGAAACGAAUGUAUACGGCAAGUCAUUUUCAUAUAGAGUACAUUCCAAUAUGUAAGUGUAUUAAUGUGAUAACCGAUUUGUGACCUGUUAUGAUGUUCUGAUAGGUGAAGGAAAUCAAAUCGAAAACAGCAUAUCGGCCGGAUAAUUUUUCAAUGGAAUCUGAACGACCGGGUUUUUACGGCUCCGGGACGAGCUUUAUAGGGGGCAAAGCACAAAUCACCAAAUUUAAUGCAGACCGUGCCAAUCGAGUUAAUAUAUUCAACACACAUACAGGGGGCACACAGAAUUUCAACACCAUUAUAAUAAUAUUAAUGCGAUCUAAUGUAACUGUUUCAAUUGACUCACAUUACAGCUGAAUUGAAACAAACCCGUUAACACACCCCUAAAUACUGUGUGUGAAAUGAAUUUUCGACAACUCUAUAAUCAAGAAUAUACUUUUGGAUAUAACCGAUUGCGCCCAGUGCCAACAAAAACAGAUCAGCCAAAAUGUAUGCAAUCCCAAUUUUUUUAGUCGACUAGCACGAGAGUCUAACUUUCUCACAUCAGUUAUCUUUGUAGUUUCGCCAAAAGCGAAAAAGCACAUUGCCGUAAGCGGAACCACAAGCUCACAUUGUCUUGCUUCAAAGUGCCUCAUAUUAUAUUAAUUGUAAAGCUUGCUUCAUAAAUUUAUCGUAUGUGUUGUCUACCCUUAAAGAUCAUUCAAUGAUCGUCAUGCUUUCUUCCGAUCAACAUUUUUUGUCGAAUUAACUUGUGUUCAAAAGAAUUAACCGCUGCAAAGAUGUUGAACACGAAAUUGUAUGCAAUGAACUGCUCAUAAGCCCUACGCAACUUGAUGAAAUAUUUCUUGCAAACGGUUGCUGGGAUCGGGAAAAGCUUUUAUUUUGGAGAGCCUCUAGAGAAAUAUUUCAUUGACUUGUUUUCGUAACUUAAUUUAUAGUUUAACAACAGAAUGACAUUAGACAAUACUUUAACUUUAAUUUGUACACCGAAAUCGUUCCUUUCGAAUAGCUCAAUGACUGCUUGUUGAUCACAUUCGAUGAAACGAUUUUUUUGCUUAUUAUAGAAUAUGUUAAACAAUAAUAUGCCUAAUCGAGUUUAGUUUAUGGCACAAACUGGAUAAGUGAACGAGUAUGCAGCUAGCAAUUAGUAAUAUAGUAGAACAAAUUCGAUAUUUUUUAUAAUUGAAACAGUAAAUACUAGCAAUAAACGAUAGACAUUAAAAUGGAAGUGUGUUACGAGUUUGCUAUUUGCGCUUGUAAGUCAAAUUAAAUAACUGAGGAUAGAGCUCCAACAGAUUAUAAUUAUGUUUAUUAUUAUUAACAUUAUAUAAAUUAUUAUCGACUGUUUCGGAAAUGUUCAAAAUUGUUUUUGAAGCCUCUUA